Cladocopium goreaui is the source of this 1485-nucleotide messenger RNA. Lineage: Eukaryota; Dinophyceae; Suessiales; Symbiodiniaceae. The record is from the annotation of a GenBank genome assembly.
AUGAGUCCGGCAGGCUUGAGGCAAGGCCAGGAAGGGCCAACUGGUGUGGUUUUCGCGGCACACGCGAAAUAUCAUUGCGCGAUGCGGACCCCAUUGCUCACCAAGGAAAAUGUUCCUGAGCUCUGUAUGGACAUGAUCUGCAAGUUGUAUUCCAGGCACUACAACAUGCAGGUCUUGAACGUCUCUCCUGCAGACAUGGGCCAUGCGGGAAUUGCCCGGGACAGAAUUUAUUUGAUUCUAUGGUUGAAAGGCACGGUUGACCAGAUUAUGGACCCAGAAGUACUCUACAGCGCGAUUUCUCACUACAUUCAACGAUUUGUGAAGACCGAACCCAAGGACUACCUUGUUUCGUCGCAGAUGGACUAUUUCAAAGAAGCUGAACGUAUAGCUGUCAGACGUAAACUCCGUGUUCGUACGUUGAAGGCGAAUUUGAAGAAGAAGAAGGGGAACUUCUAUGACCAGUACUACGUACUAACGGAACGAGAAAAGAGGGCGGCAAAGUAUGCCUCCAAGUUGUACCGCACGAAGUUCCGACGGGAUCCCGAAAAGGCUGACAAUUUGUUCAUUCACUUGGGGGACAACCCUUGGAAGUUCCUUUGCUGGUCUGGUGUGUCAGGGAGGUUGCCCACAUUCCGUACCAGUUCCGGAAAGCUUUGGAACCCAAAACGAAAGGUGUUUUUGACACCAAAGGACAAGUUGGCAGCAUUGGGUCUGCCAGUCACGCCUCAAGUGGCCUUGGCUAUGGGCCUUCCUGUUCUUCCGAUUGCCGACAGUCUCAGAGCCUCCGCCGUGGCAGGGAACAGUUUCCAUUUCUCGUGUUCCACAGUUGUCCAGCUUGUGGCCCUUGGCUGCUACCGGUUUCAAGGUGGCAUGUACGGCAAGGGGACCAGCGAGCGUGCGGUGAAACCUGCAGGCAAGGCUAAGGCAGCGGCAGCCAAGCCGCGUCGGAAAGGCUCUAAAGUGGCUAGCAACCCAGGAUCUCGCAAGAGCACCAAGGAAGAGUACAAGCAUCAGGUUCUUGUGCGGGACUUUGUCGACAGUCAUGUGAAGACAUGGCUUCAUGGCAGCGACCCCACAUUCUUGAACGAAAAGCGAAUUGAAAGAGAACGUCGUGCUAUCCUGUUGAGUUUGGUCCUCUUCAAUUUUGGAUGGCUACCAAAAGACAGCAAGCCAGGGAGCAACAAAGAUGCUGCGAUUGAGGCUGCCAAGGCGCAGUACGAAACCCGUGGGAGCCCGAUGCAGUCAACGGGCUGGAGCCCUGCCCAGGUACACAUGUUCACCAAGUGGCAACUCAGCCAAUACGCGGAAGGAAAAAUUAGAAAAUCGGCUCUUGGUGGUUUUGCCUGGCUCUUGCCUAAGAAGGGUUCAGAUGGAAAACCAGGCGACCUUCCAGGUCCAGUUCAGAGCUACAUCAAGAGCCAGUCAAAGGAUGAUGAUGAUGAUGACGAAGAGGCCCAUCAGUCUUCAAUACAACCCUUACAGUAA